Chenopodium quinoa (quinoa) is the source of this 824-nucleotide messenger RNA. Its product is annotated as methyltransferase-like protein 13. The record is from RefSeq and is a predicted model, not a curated record. The transcript has 8 exons. The coding region runs from base 1 to 681 and encodes 226 amino acids. NCBI's taxonomy places the organism in Eukaryota, Viridiplantae, Streptophyta, Magnoliopsida, Caryophyllales, Amaranthaceae. Gene Ontology annotation, molecular function: S-adenosylmethionine-dependent methyltransferase activity.
AUGGAUUAUGAGAAGAAGAAUCUCGAAGAUACAAACGAUAGAUUUGCUAAGGAAGAAAAUUAUGAAUGGCUCAAAGAUUAUUCCCAUCUUUGUCACCUAAUUUUGGAGAAUAUUCAACCUAAUUCCUCUGUUUUGGAAUUGGGUUGUGGAAAUUCCCAAUUAAGUGAUAUAGCCUUCCACGGACAUGCUCGGAUAUUUUUAAGGUGUGCAUCAUUUUGUGCUUAUUCAAUGUGUUGUUUGUCAGAAAUAAAGGCCAUGGUUGCAGACAUGCUAGACUUGCCAUUCGCAGAUGAUUCUUUUGAUGUUGUUAUUGAGAAAGGAACAAUGGAUGUAUUGUUCGUGGACAAUGGUGAUCCAUGGAACCCAAAAGCUGAAACCAUUAGCAAGGUCAUGGCAAUGCUCCAAGGCAUCCACCGGGUAUUGAAGCCAAAUGGUAUCUACAUAUCAAUUUCGUUUGGGCAGUCACACUUUAGGCGUCCAUUAUUUGAAGCUCCUGAUUUUACAUGGUCAAUGAAGUGGAGCACUUUUGGUGAUGGAUUCCAUUAUUUCUUCUACACUCUAAAGAAGAAUAGUAGACAAGAGGACUUGAUUUGUCUUCCAUCAAUCUGCUUGUAUCAAGAUGAAUUGGAAGGUGAAGAUUUCUUAUUCAGGACCAACAUUGAUGAACCGGAGGACAACUAAAAAGGUGAAGUGGACAAGAAGCAGUGUCAUUGUAACAGGGUCUUUUGCAAUCUUAUUCUCUUGUUAACCUUUCUAAUGGUGAUCAUGAAUUAUGUUUUGCAUAUCAAAUCAUUAGUCCUUAUUUGCUCAAAUGAUUGGGCAGA